ACUAAUAAGGUUGUUAGAUUUCCGUAAUCCCAACUUUUCUUAUCAUACAUUUUAUAGAUUCAGAAAAAACGUCUAAAAUAUAAUUACUAACUGUGCUUCAAAAUACCAACUGACUUAUUGAAGAAUCUUUUAACAGUUUCAGAAAAUAUGUAACCAUUGACUAUGAAAUUAUUUUAAGAGAACCUGUUCGACUGGGACAAUUGGGAGAAUUGGGGACUGUGUUCUAUCACGUGCGAGCAGGGCUGGACAACAAGACGUCGACGCUGCAUUGACGUCGUGACGUCAGAAGAACUACCGUCAUCACAAUGCAUCGGGCGCAACCUCGAGUACAAGUCGUGCGUUCUUCAAUCAUGCCCAAGAUGGCUCCAGUGGAGUGAAUGGGGCUCAUGUAGCACGGAAGAAACAUGCGGACGAGGCGUCAAACUGCGCCACCGGAAAUGUUCCAAUGGCGGCGUGCCCGGCGAAGACAGAUGGUGUCUCGGCUUUUCCAACCAGUCCGCACCCUGCGAGGGAAUCAACUGUAGAGGCAUGCUGGUGAUCACGGACAUCCGGAAGCACGGGGACGGACGAGUGGAGGUACAAAACGACCUGCACAACUCGAGAAUCGCCCUUUGUGCUGACCAGGGCUGGAACCAUUCCGAAAUAGACGUCGUCUGCAGACAGAUCGGGUUCCAAGGCGCUGCGGAAAACGCCACCUCGAACCAUUAUCCAAUGAGCCACUUUGUACCCGGCACGACCGUGUAUCGACUGAUGUGUUCUGGUUCAGAAAAGACCAUUCAGGCCUGUAGACGGGAACCAGUUGAGAACUGCUUGGCAUUAGCCGGGAUGAUGUGCAAAAUAAAGGGUGGAUGGAGCUUGUGGAGUGGAUGGAGUAAAUGCUCGGUCACGUGCGAGGAUGGGCAGAGAACGCGGACACGUGCGUGCAACCACCCGCCCCCCAACUACGGCGGCACGUCCUGUCCCGGAGACCAUGUUCAGUACACCCCCUGCACAGAACAGAUGUGCCCUAUGGAUGGCGUAUGGAACGCAUGGACCGCGUGGAACGAGUGCUCGCACACGUGUGGCUAUGGUAACCGCAACCGGUCAAGGACAUGUAGAGGUCCCUUCCACGAUGGCGCGGAAUGCCCUGGUUUGCCUGACGACGUGGAAACGUGUAACGCAUUUUCUUGUCCCGUCGAUGGGUCCUGGAAGCUGUGGGGAACUUGGGGAGAGUGUAGUACAACCUGCGGUGGAGGGUUGCGUAACAGAUCACGAGAGUGCGAUCAACCGAAACAUGGUGGUGAUUACUGCGCAGGCCCGUCUGAGCAGGCGGAAGUGUGUAACGACAUCGCGUGUCCAAUUGACGGCGUGUUCACCGACUGGAGCGAAUGGUACACAUGUGACGUCACAUGUGGCGGAGGAAUACAGUGGAGAAAUAGGUCCUGCAUUGGUCCUUUUAAUGGUGGUGUCAAUUGCAGCGGGGAUUAUGAUGAGAGACAAGACUGCAACACCCAAGAAUGCCCAGAGGACGGAAUCUGGUUGGCCUGGCAACCGUGGCAAGUCUGUAGUACCACGUGCGGAGAAGGCAAACGAUUGCGCAGUCGCACUUGUGACGGGCCUUAUUUUGGAGGGGACGAGUGCCCUGGGAAUUCGGACGACACGGAAAUAUGCGCAACUGAUCCAUGUUCAAUCCCCGGCCUGUGGCACGAGUGGUCAGUCUGGUCGCUAUGCACGGUCACGUGCGGUGGGGGAACGCGCCAUCGGAGCCGCACGUGCGAUGUGACGUCAUUUGGCAACCUGACCACACCAUGUGAAGGUCCUUCGUAUGAAGAAGACAACUGUCAUACAUAUCCCUGUUUGCCUUUGGCUAUCCACUGCGCCGACUGGGCAAGUCGCGGGUUGAACCAGAGCUGCAUAGCGGAUGUGGAUCCGGACGGCGAGCACACCUUAUUUGGGCCCGUGCAGGUCGAGUGUGACUUCAACACCAAACCCAGAGAGGCGAUCACAGUUUUACAUCACGACCAGGAGAAGCGAACGCAAGUGAAGGGCUACGAAGAAGCCGGGGAGUACCAGGUCACCCUCAACUACGUGACUGGAUGGAGAGAGGCCAUCAAAAUCGUCGACUCAUCCAAGGAGUGCGCCCAGUUCAUGCGCUGGGACUGCAAGGCAGCAAUCAUCCACAACCCCUCCGACCCAGAAACGCUGACCACCUUCUGGAUGAAUCGCACUGGGCAAAAGGCGAACUACUUCGGUGGGGGGUCUCCCGGCAGCGGGAACUGCGCGUGCGGGGAGACGAGGUCCUGUUUCAAUACGUCACUUCAUUGUAACUGUGAUGAGAACGACGAGGUGUGGCGACACGAUGAAGGUUUCGUAACGAACAAAGACGAGCUGCCUAUCCACACGUUUCAUGCUGGUGACACAGGUGGUUCCGCAGAAGAUGGUUUUCUUACAAUUGGACCCAUUCUGUGCACGGGACAUGCCUAGUUGACCGGGAAACCUGACCAUUAGCCCUGAGAGAUUUUCUUGUUCUUAGUUCACGUCUGCGUGUUCUUGCUCAUCCGCACCAAUUUUCUUAUAAAUGUGCUUCAUAAAAAAAGUAAAAUGACUCAGCACGUCCGCUUGUGUGUAUUGAGACUUUGUUUAUUUGAGUACAUUAUGCAUUUUGACAUUCGCAUUAAUUAUGUUUCAGAGAAAUAUUGUUAUUUUGUUUCCAAUAGGACAUUUUCAUGACCGUUCCAUAUCUUUGGAACUCAAGAAUCAAUUUUACAAUUUCAAUGAUAGUUAAAGCAGCGUUCCUUAAAAGGGGAAAUGCGUAUUAGUGUAUAGUCAAGUCGUUCAGGACCUUGGCUCCUUCAGAGAGUUAUAGCUCUGUGAUAACUAUGAUUUUGAUUUACGAAUGUUCCUCCAAAUCUUAAAAUAAACCCAUUCAUCGACAAAGCGCACGAAACACCCAUCAUGUUACUGAUUACGUGAUGUCAUUUAGUUUCAAUUAUGUUCUCGUUCGUUUGCAAAUGUUUUAAUAAGAUUGUGUCAUUUGACUUUCAUCGUACUGUGUUAUUUUUUAGUAAAAUUGGUUCUUGAACGAUAAUGCGUUCUUGUAAAAUGUAUAAAGACAAAAAGCAGUCACGCGGGCGGAACGACAAGUGCUGAGUUAAAGAAGCUUAUGUUAUAAAACAAAUUGCGAUUAAGUUCCCUUUGAAGUCAUGCUAUCCGAUUUGCAACGCAAUCUCAUUGUCCGUUUUAAUAGUGAUUUUCAUAUGCAUGCUUUUAUGCAAAAACGUCUUUUAGUCAUUUAUUUAAUCUCUUUUCUUUUCAACAUGCGGAAGUGUUCGUGCUGUUUUCACGUUCAUUUUAACUACAUCGACUUUAAACGACCGCUUUCUCGAAAAAGUAAAAGAAUACAACAUUUAUAUUACAUUAGUUAUUUUUAUAAUAUUUGAAUUAUUCACCUAACAUUUGCAUGUGUUUUGAAUAACAUGUUUUGAUAAAAAAAAAUAUACGUGGCUAAUUAUUGUGUGGAUUAUGUGCUUAUUAUAAAUGAAAAUUGUACUACCUUGACCUUAAA
Molecule: messenger RNA, 3544 nt
Organism: Dreissena polymorpha
Lineage: Eukaryota; Metazoa; Mollusca; Bivalvia; Myida; Dreissenidae
Product: adhesion G protein-coupled receptor B1-like
Exons: 13
Coding region: 529-2463 (644 amino acids)
Cellular component (GO): membrane
Source: RefSeq, a predicted model, not a curated record